Messenger RNA from Glossina fuscipes, 1796 nucleotides. RefSeq names its product 26S proteasome non-ATPase regulatory subunit 5. The coding region runs from base 140 to 1681 and encodes 513 amino acids. The record is from RefSeq and is a predicted model, not a curated record. Gene Ontology annotation, biological process: proteasome assembly. Lineage: Eukaryota; Metazoa; Arthropoda; Insecta; Diptera; Glossinidae. The transcript is spliced from 3 exons. Gene Ontology annotation, cellular component: cytosol.
CUGUCAAAGAAAACCGAAGCAUAACAACUCUGCAAAAUCAGCUGUUUGUUUUUUUGAAGAAAGAAUGAAUAGGCUUUUUUAAAUAACAAACAUUCCUUAAGAUUAAAUAUUGCUUAAUUUUUUUAUUCAAAUUCCAACAAUGUCUGAAGAAUGGUUUACUCAGAAACUAGAAAGUCUGAAAAUUAACACAGACAACAUGUUAUCCACUUUAAGCGAGAUACGAGGACGUUUGAACGUGACACCAGAUCUCGAGGUGAGGAUAACCAAUCGUUUGCUUAGUUGUCCGGAGAUUUAUGACUGCCUCGAGGAGGAAGGUGCAGGGCAAGAUAAAACUAAAUACCGAGAAAAUGGUGGAGAGGCGCAGCGGUUGGAUUUAGUUAGCGAUAUUUUGUCUAUUUGUAUGGCGAAUUUAACGUUGAGGCAAAACGAUUUUCCGCUCUUAUUGCAGAGAGCUUUAGAGCACAAGAAGGCCCGCAUUAGGGCUCUAGCUUUGAAUACUAUAUUAAAAGAAUUACAAAAUCAAGUUAACUUAAACGGCAAGGAUGAACAGUCGGUAGGCGAUCUUUUGAGCGAUGAGCUAUUGCAAUAUGUUCUAAAAGGUUUGCAGGAUAUUGAAACUGAGGUUGGUAAUCCGGCUUUAAGUAUUUUGUUGAUGGUUUUGGAAAACCAUUUACAUCAGCCGUGGGUAAAAGAAUCCUUAACCGUUGCCCUUAACAAAGACGGCAUUGUGAAAUGUCGAACUUAUGAGCUGGCGGUAGGCUUAGCCAAGCGUUCUCCAAUAACAUUGGAGAAAGUGGAAUUUAUUGUAGACCAUGCUUUGGCUGAAUUGGAUAACGAUGACAUAUUGAUGCAAGUUAAUAUAUUGGAGAUAUUGGUUUCAUUGGCUGAACAAAAUCAUGGUUUGCUUUACUUAGAGAAACAUCAGGUAUAUGACGUUAUAUGUAAACGUGUUGAAAGUGAAGAUAACCCUUUGGAUCGUUUAUUGGUACCCGGUAUAAUGAAAUUCUUUGGUAAAACUGCUCGUGUGCAACCACAAAAAAUAAUAACCGGGUAUCCCCACAUGAUAAGAUGUCUGUUUGAAUGCCUGCAUAGAGGAGAUAUUGCUAAUUUACCAACCGCAUUUGAUACCCUAGCAAACCUGGCACACACUCAACAGGGUGUUUCCUUGCUGGAGUUAAAUUAUAAAACUGCUUUGAAAGAGAUAUUUGAAGAUUACCAUUCAUAUUUGCGUAGCUUGGCAUCAGAUCUUAAAAUCCGUGCAUUUAAUAGCUUAGAGGCUAUUUUUACCUUCGAACAAUCAGUAUGCUCAGAAGUCAAUUCAAUUUUGCACACUUGGUUUUCUUAUAUGGGUCGUCACUCGGAUAAUAUGGAAUUCCUCUUGGAUUAUUGUCGUAAUCCGUUUCCUGAUAUUAAGAUUUCAUCUCUCAACUUCAUACGGGCUUUAUGCUGCUUCGAAUGGGGUGUUGAAGCGUUGAAGAAUACGGCGGGAUUAUUAGAGUUCCUUUUAGAUCGGAAAAUUGAAUUUGAUAAGGAAGCAAAAUAUGCAAAGUAUUGUGUAAUCGAGCUGUUGGCCGAUAGCAAUGCGUUCGAUGUUCAAACAAAUCUCCAAUUGCGUGGCUAUGUCAAUGAAGGUCCGUACUAUGUACAAAAUUUGCUUGAUAUAGCUGUGGAGGGUAAUUGAUUCACUUAUGAUAACAAAAGAAAGAAAUUAUUUGAAAGAAAAAUUGAGUAAUACUUGGAAUGCAUUUAAAAGAGCAAUUUCAAAAAGAACACAAAUAUAUUCAAUUAGAAAGCAA